Molecule: messenger RNA, 695 nt
Organism: Callorhinus ursinus (northern fur seal)
Lineage: Eukaryota; Metazoa; Chordata; Mammalia; Carnivora; Otariidae
Gene: CIMIP2C
Product: ciliary microtubule inner protein 2C
Source: RefSeq, a predicted model, not a curated record
CUGGGGCGCCGGGCUCGCUGCGCGCUCGCCGCACCCACCAUGGCCUCCCGCAGCGCGGGCACCUUACUGACCGAGUUCAAUGCCGCCUACGUGCCCCCCGGCCUCAUGCCCGGGUACCAAGGUCAUGUCCCCAGUGUGGCCUUCUUCGGCUCCCCCUAUGGCACCACCACCCUCAAGUACUUCCAGGACCAACGCAACGCUGCCCUGGAGAAGAGCCACACUCCCUUCAGCAAAGGCGGCCACUUCCCGACCCUCUUUUCCUCCAACCCCGACCUGGUGCUGAGUAAACGCUCCCACACCCGGGACUGCUGGCUGCACACCCCCGUCUACACCCGCUUCAACCUGGAUAGUGACCGCUCCGCCCAGCUCGCGGGGUUCUACCAGAUAGCACAGUGGCAUCGGAAGUACUAUCUAGACAAGACGGGCAUGGUGCCCCGGGUCCCCUACUUCGUGCUGCCUGUGAAGGAGUGGGAACGGUACCCCCUCCCCACCGAUCUUCCUCCUCUGACCCCAGAGAAGAAGUGGCACCUUUUAAGAGUAUCCCCUGAGAACCUGAAGACCUACCAGAUGUUCCCCUCGGGGAAGAGGGUCUCCCCACACGAGCGGCAGAAGAGAGAUCGCUACUUUGAGUUCAGAGCGUGAUGUCUGAGAGCUUGGCUCUGACCAGCUUGGCUUUUUGGAAUAAAAUCUUUAGC